GUCUUGUGGUGUCCUGGUGUGUUAAAAUUAUGUUGGGGGUGUUCGACAGUCGAUAUUCAUAUAUGUGUAGAUGGAUUUUUUGUUUGAGCAGCCAAACGCAUAUGUGAUAGAUUAGCGAGUUUAGCCUUUGUUUCUUCUGUAAAGGCAUCUCAAUAAGGUAUUAUUUAAAAAUUAAAUCAACAAUAUGUCAAGACAGGCCGCAAGAGCAGGUGAUCCAAGGAAAGUGAAUGGUGAGUUGUUCACACUGACAUAUGGAGCCUUAGUUGCACAACUCCUACGUGACUAUGAAGAUGAUGAAGAAGUUAACAAACAACUUGAAAAAAUGGGAUACAACAUAGGAAUUCGUUUGAUAGAAGAUUUUCUGGCACGAUCCAAUACUAGUAGAUGCAGUGAUUUCAGAGAAACGGCAGAUGUUAUUUCUAAGGUAGCAUUCAAGAUGUAUCUAGGGAUCACUCCUGUAGUGAGCAAUUGGAGCCCAGCAGGAGAUGAAUUCUCUCUUCUAAUGGAGAACAACCCACUGAUAGAUUUUGUGGAGUUGCCUGAUGGCCACAACAACUUGAACUACUCCAACUUGUUAUGUGGUGUACUGAAAGGAGCCUUGGAAAUGGUUCAAAUGGAUGUUGAGGUAAAGUUUGUUCAAGACCAACUAAAGGGUGAAAAUAUCACAGAACUAAGACUAAAAUUUUUGAAGAGACUAGAAGAUGCAGUGCCAGUAGGGGAGGACUAGGCAAUACUACUGUUUAUAUGAAAGGGUUCUUGUGAACAGACAUUGAUGGAAUCACUGUCAUUUAAAAUGAAUGUUAAUGUGUGCACCUUCUGUAUAAUUUAGUUCUUAAUGCUAUAUGAAUAUCCUUUGAAAUACUUUAUUUGCAAUUAAACACCUCAUCUAAAUAAACUCUCACCAUGUUUUUAGCUCCCCUUAGGAAAAUGUGCUCAUGGUGAGCUGUUUGUCUUUCAUGAAGUGUGUUGUGAAUCGCUCUUUGUGCUUGUCAAUUUUCUUUUAAACUUUCUGAAUCUUCAUGAAGCUUUGUAAGACAAUUUGUCUGAAUGAUAUCUUGGUAAUGUUUAAAACUGGGUCACGUAAGGUAAAAAACUGGUUUAAUUUUCAAAAGAUAAUCGUAAAAAUGUGCUUAGAAAUGAAAUUCAUGUACCUACUACUUUUGUUAUCUUAAGUCCACCUUGUUAGAAUAUUUUAGUUCCUUCAGGUCUUAGGCGAACGCUUUAGGGCCUGGCCAUGUCCCUCUUGUUUAUUUACCUAAUAAAUGGUAACGAUUUGCAUUAAAAAAAAACAAUCAUAAACCAUUUAAUGUGCAAUUAGGUAAAUCUUAAACAUCUAGAAAGUGGAUGAAAUGGAAAGAAGAAAAACUAACCUAUUCAGUUCCAGUUUCAUUUCAUUUAAGUGCAUACAAAUAAUAUCUGAUAGAUUAAUGAAGUAAUUUCCUUUGGCUAUUGAUCCUGGACCAUUAAACGACGUCAUCAGUGGCACACAAUAUGUGAGCUGAUUCUGUAAAACUAAGACGCUUAAAAAGUGUGAAUGUGAUGUAGGCACAAAAACUUCAACCAAACUGGAUUUAUUUUCGAAAUCUGGUGAGAAAAUGGACAUGAAUCAAGAAUGUUUUGCCUAUGGCAGUGUAAUCCACCUGUAAAUUCAACCGUCAUUAGUAUAAUUUAUUUAUUUAUUUAUUAUGUGACUAAAAGCUAACCCAAUAAUUUUGCAUGAUAGUAAGUUUCAUACAUGUGUAAUUACACAAUCAAGUAAUAUGCUACUUCGGUUUGGGUCCAGUUUUAUGUUUUAGGCUAUCAGAAGAUUAUCUAUUAUCUGUCUGGCCUUUAUUGUGAUUGCCUGUCAUGUAUGUUCAGUAAAGCUGGUUCUUGUUAUGAAGAUUAAACGUUCAAUAGCAAAUCUCUUAUGAAAUUUGUAUUCAGAUGGCGGAAUUUAAGAUUCAAUAGACCCUUUUCACAAUCAGUCAAAAUUGAUGAGGGCGAAGUCACGUGACUCGAAGAAUUCCAGACAAAAGUUAUCGUGUAUUCAUUGCUAAUAGUACCACGCAACGCCGCAAUGUAUUUCAAUCACUCACUCUUUAAAACAAUCAGCUACGAAAUAAUAUUGUCAACACAAGAUGACAUUGGCAGAAUAAGCACUAAUAUGAACUUCGCAUUUAAAGUGUUUAUGCAUGAAAUAAAUGUUCUUGAUUAAA
Dreissena polymorpha is the source of this 2198-nucleotide messenger RNA. RefSeq names its product trafficking protein particle complex subunit 3-like. Lineage: Eukaryota; Metazoa; Mollusca; Bivalvia; Myida; Dreissenidae. The coding region runs from base 185 to 727 and encodes 180 amino acids. The record is from RefSeq and is a predicted model, not a curated record. The transcript is spliced from 5 exons. Gene Ontology annotation, biological process: endoplasmic reticulum to Golgi vesicle-mediated transport; intra-Golgi vesicle-mediated transport. Gene Ontology annotation, cellular component: cytosol; TRAPP complex; cis-Golgi network membrane.